CCAUUUUGUUUUGUUAUUCAUUUUCAUUUUCAGAGAUCGAGCAAUGGCAUCUGCAAUAGUUCGUAGAAACAUCACCCACAACUUGAAAAAGCUCCCGUUUUUAUCUUCUUCGCUUUUCAAUAAUAAGCACUUAUUCAACGUUGAACCUUCCGGUUCCGUUUCCUUUCAUUCAGAAACCGUUGCUGGUGGUGGUGGACUGCCAUCUUACAUGCGUGGAGCUGUUUAUUGGGAACCUAACAAACCUCUCACCAUUGAAGAAUUUCACAUUCCUCGCCCCAAAGCCGGUGAACUUCUCAUCAAAACCAAAGCAUGUGGAGUGUGCCACUCUGAUCUUCAUGUCAUGAAAGCUGAAAUUCCGUUUGCAACUCCUUGUGUUGUAGGGCAUGAGAUUACUGGUGAAGUUAUUGAACAUGGACAGAACACCGAUUCCAAAACCAUAGAAAGGCUUCCGGUUGGAUCUCGAGUUGUUGGGGCCUUCAUCAUGCCUUGUGGUAAUUGCUCUUAUUGUUCAAAGGGCCAUGAUGAUCUGUGUGAAGCUUUCUUUGCUUAUAACCGGGCUAAAGGAACCCUCUACGAUGGUGAAACUAGACUAUUUCUUCGAAGCAGUGGAAAACCGGUAUUCAUGUAUAGUAUGGGAGGGCUUGCGGAAUACUGUGUUGUGCCAGCAAAUGCAUUGGCUGUGUUACCAAGCUCAAUGCCGUAUACUGAGUCUGCAAUUCUAGGAUGUGCUGUUUUUACUGCUUAUGGUGCCAUGGCUCAUGCGGCUGAAGUGCGUCCGGGUGAUUCUGUUGCUGUUAUUGGAACUGGGGGUGUUGGUUCUAGUUGUUUGCAGAUCGCUAGAGCAUUUGGUGCCUCGGAUAUAAUUGCUGUUGAUGUUCAGGAUAAUAAGCUAGAGAAAGCAAAAACACUCGGUGCUACUCACACUAUAAAUUCGGCAAAGGAAGAUCCCAUUGAAAAGAUACUCGAAAUUACUGGUGGAAAAGGCGUUGACGUUGCGGUUGAAGCCUUGGGAUUACCACUGACAUUUGCUCAGUGCACACAAAGUGUGAAGGAUGGAGGAAAAGCAGUGAUGAUUGGACUGGCAAAAGCUGGUUCUUUAGGAGAGAUCGAUAUAAAUAGACUUGUUCGCAGAAAGAUAAAAGUAAUUGGGUCAUAUGGAGGCAGGGCUAGACAAGAUCUUCCAAAGUUAAUUAGAUUAGCAGAAACAGGAAUCUUCGACCUUGGCCAUGCUGUUUCAAGAAAAUACACUUUUGAGGAGUCUGGCAAAGCAUUCCAGGAUCUAAACGAAGGAAAAAUCGUCGGCCGAGCUGUAAUCGAGAUCGUAUAGCUCUACGUUCCAGGCAAUGCUUUUGUGCAAGACAACCAAGUUUCUGUCUCACGCAUUGGAGUGGCAAAGGGGUUGGUGUCCUGAGAACACAUAUAGGUGUCUUCUAUUCUCAUGUGUUAUCUGUCCUGAUAAAAUAACUGUAUUUGUAAGGACAUUUUCAAAUAAACACACUUUUUGCUUCA
Molecule: messenger RNA, 1509 nt
Organism: Lathyrus oleraceus (garden pea)
Lineage: Eukaryota; Viridiplantae; Streptophyta; Magnoliopsida; Fabales; Fabaceae
Exons: 8
Coding region: 44-1327 (427 amino acids)
Molecular function (GO): oxidoreductase activity
Source: RefSeq, a predicted model, not a curated record